Molecule: messenger RNA, 2400 nt
Organism: Sorex fumeus (smoky shrew)
Lineage: Eukaryota; Metazoa; Chordata; Mammalia; Eulipotyphla; Soricidae
Gene: PDCL
Product: phosducin like
Exons: 4
Coding region: 137-1042 (301 amino acids)
Biological process (GO): regulation of G protein-coupled receptor signaling pathway
Source: RefSeq, a predicted model, not a curated record
CGGCUUUUCUCCGAAUGCUCCAAACGCCGUUCCAUUUUCCUUCCUACAAUCCGGCUCUUCCUUCCUCGUGAAGAGCCUGGAACUGCUGGCCGAAGGACACCGCGUCGAGCCGGGCCGGGAACUGCACUGAGGCAUCAUGACGACCCUGGACGACAAGUUACUGGGGGAGAAGUUGCAGUACUAUUACAGCAGCAGCGAGGGGGAGGACAGUGACCGCGAGGACAAGGACGAAGGCAGCGGUGCUCUGGCUGGUGGACCCAUGAUCGCAGACGCCGAGGGGACGGGUGAAGGCAUCUCAGUGAACACAGGUCCAAAGGGUGUGAUCAAUGACUGGCGCCGCUUUAAGCAGUUGGAAACCGAGCAAAGGGAGGAGCAGUGCCGGGAGAUGGAGCGGCUGAUCAAGAAGCUCUCGAUGAGCUGCAGGUCCCAUCUGGACGAGGAGGAGGAGCAGCAGAAGCAGAAGGACCUCCAGGAGAAGAUCAGUGGGAAGAUGACCCUGAAGGAGUUUGCCAGGUUGAGCGAAGACCAAGAUGAUGAAGAGUUUCUGCAGCAGUACCGGAAGCAGAGGAUGGAGGAGAUGCGGCAGCAGCUUCACAGGGGGCCCCAGUUCAAGCAGGUCUUCGAGAUCCCCAGCGGCGAAGCAUUUCUGGAUAUGAUUGAUAAAGAGCAGAAAAGCACACUCAUCAUGGUCCACAUUUAUGAGGACGGCAUCCCAGGGACCGAAGCCAUGAACGGUUGCAUGAUCUGCCUGGCUGCUGAGUACCCGGCUGUCAAAUUCUGCCGAGUGAAGAGCUCGGUGAUCGGGGCCAGCAGUCGGUUCACCAGGAAUGCCCUCCCCACCCUGCUCAUCUACAAGGGAGGAGAACUCAUCGGUAAUUUUGUUCGAGUCACCGACCAACUCGGGGACGAUUUCUUCGCUGUGGACCUUGAAGCCUUCCUACAGGAAUUUGGAUUGCUUCCAGAAAAGGAAGUCCUGGUGCUGACAUCUGUGCGUAACUCGGCCACUUGUCACAGUGAGGAUAGUGAUUUGGAAAUAGACUGAACUGACAGUCUGGUUGCAAAUUCCUCAUUGUACCGGAAACUACGUAUCUCUGCAUAUGGUUAAUUUCUGUCUUUCCCAUGUCCACCAGCAUCUCGGCUGGUCUUUGUAGUCCCUUAUUAUAUGUAAAGUCAAGAAAUUCUUAGAUUCAGUCAGAGGCUGACUCACACAGUGGCUGGCAAUAAAGUGACUUAAAAUUGUACAAACAGGAAGCCAGAAUGUGGAGCUGUUUACUUCAAGAUUAUCUAGCCUGACAUUGAUGUUAUUUUUUUCCAGUCAAUAUUUACAGAGCAUCCUCAAAGCAGUGUACUGGAAAUUGUCUUCAGAUGUUCCCUGAGGUCUCAGCCGGGUCUCGGAGUAGAUUUCUGUAAUUUGUGCAUUGUUUGCAAUGGAACUGGUGCAUUUCCUUCAACAAAUACUUGUAAGUGAUAGGUCCGUGUCAUCUGAUCCAUAUCCCUCGAAGGCAGUUUCAGUUUCCUCCCAGAUCGUGUUCUCCACUCCGGUCUUUUUAAGGUUUUCAGAUGUGGGUGGUUGUCCCAUCACACGGCCCCCUUUCUGCUUGUGCGGUGGUGUCGGGGUCAGAUGCCAUUAGGUCUAGCACAGCAUGAAAGACCAGGGCUCACCGCCCUCGGCUCCUGCCUUACCAGCUUGUCUCCAGCUGGAGAACUGGUGUUUCUGCAGGGGAAUCUAUCAGUAUGAUGCUCUUCAUCUCAUUCCCAUGCCGAGAUAACUUUUUGGUUUCAUAUCAUUCUAUAGGAUGACGAAGGGGGAGGCUCCCAAGUGGUGUUCAGGAAGUCUGGGGACCUCCCUGGAGGUUUAUGGACAACUGGGCCUGUUUAUUGAGAGCAGGGGCCCGCUGAUGCAGUGCUGCAUGGGCCCUUCCCAGCUGUAUCCAGUGAUGCUUGGGCACCAUGUGGUGCUGAGAAUUGAACCGAGGUCAGGAGCCAUGUGCCCUAACCAUUGUACUAUAUCCCGGCCCCUUAAUGUCACUUUUUAAAACUUUGUUUGCAUAUUAGAAAAUUAAUAUCCAAUAGAAGGAAAUUUACUAAAAUAUAGAGACAAAGAUAAUAAAAUUAGAAUGACUCUCUUUCAGUCACCUAUGGCAAAGCAUCAUUCAUAUUUUAUUACAUUUUAUCUCAAGGUUUUUGUUAUUGUUUUUUACAUAGACUUUUUCGGAUUUAUUUGUAAACAAAGCCUUGGAUCAGGAUCAUCCUGGACAUAGUAUUUUAUAGUAUGGUCAGCUAACAUAGCAGACUUUUAUUUACUAAUAUGCUUCUACAUUAUUUUUUAAAUGCUAUUAAAGCUCUGUUAUAGUGGUAUUGUUACUUUCUUGGUUGUUUUCUUCCUUCCUCCCUCUUUUU